AAAUGGCUCUGUGGAGUGUGCUGCUUCGACGUUUCAUGGAUUUGCUGCUGUGGUUGUUCGUGUGAUCUUAGUAUGCCCCGGUGCUGCGACUGUAUGACGUGUAAUUCCUGCAGCAACCCGUGUCAGAACUGCGGAAUACCAGCAUGCCAGUGCUUCCCAUGUUUUAGUAGCAAAUGCUUUAAGAAGUGGAAAUGCAGCCUGAAGUGCAGAAGUAGCAGCUGCUGCUGCAUGCCAAAGCACUCCUGCUGCCCAACCUGCUCUUGCACAAGGUCUACAUGUUAUCCUAAAUGUCCAAACCUAAAUCUAUGUUCAUGUUGUCACAAAAGCUGCUGCUUCCCUUGCUACUACUGUAUGUAAAUUUUAAUGGAUAUAUAUUUUUGUUUUAGUCA
Salvia hispanica is the source of this 389-nucleotide messenger RNA. The record is from RefSeq and is a predicted model, not a curated record. NCBI's taxonomy places the organism in Eukaryota, Viridiplantae, Streptophyta, Magnoliopsida, Lamiales, Lamiaceae.